CACGCGCAGCGAUGGUGUCAAUGACGCUCAAGUCCGGGGAUUUCGCGCUGUUUAUCGUCUGCAGUUUUCUUUUCCUGGCGCAAGUCGUGAGCUCGGAACGUUCCUACCAGGAUCAGAGAUUUACGGCUCGAUACGACGCGUGCAACGACAGAGCACGUUUCGUACUGUCGCCCAUCGACGACGGAGACUGUCAAGUGCUCUGUGGGCCAUCUUCGGACAGUAAGCUUCUUCGCUUACCGGAUCAGACUCUCUGUAAAACCAACGUCGAGAACGAACAAGGCAUCUGUCAAAAUGGGCGUUGCAUAAGCCCUCCGGCAGUCGCAGAAAAAACAGUGACCACCCGAAGACCGACCGGGCUUCGGCGGUCGACGAUCAAGUUUGUUCCCUCCACCGUGCUCCCCGUCACAUCGGGAUUCACUAAUUCAUGGCAGAAGUGGAGGACCUACAGCCCUUCAACUCGAUCCCCGCUCUUCAAGCCGGACGCCGUCGUCAUGGAACCUGUCAAGAAACAGCCGUGAGGAUCACGGGAAUCACAUUGAGUGCCGAGGAUACCAGUUUCUGAGGGACGAGAAGUAUCCUCCCUUAGGGUAUCGAGAUGACAAUCGAUUAUCUUCUCAUCCUGGCGAAUCCGCUCGAUUUUUGUGUAAUAAAAUGAAACAUUCGACGAUUGCGAAA
Messenger RNA from Galendromus occidentalis (western predatory mite), 675 nucleotides. RefSeq lists its product as uncharacterized. The transcript is spliced from 4 exons. The record is from RefSeq and is a predicted model, not a curated record. NCBI's taxonomy places the organism in Eukaryota, Metazoa, Arthropoda, Arachnida, Mesostigmata, Phytoseiidae. Bases 12 to 518 code for a protein of 168 amino acids.